GGAUUUGGAAGCGAGCUGAGGGAAUUCUGGCUGGGGAAUGACCACCUUCACCUCUUGACCUCCCUGGGAGAGAACGAGUUGCGUGUUGACUUGAUGGAUUUUUUAAAUAAACAUUCCUUCGCCAAAUACGGAUCCUUCCAGGUGGCAGCGGAAUCCGAUCAGUAUCGGCUGACUGUGGGCAACUUCACGGGGGGCCCAGCAGGCGACUCUCUAAAGAGGCACCACAACAUGUCCUUCUCCACCCGGGACAAGGAGCAGGACCCCCAAAAAAAGAAAUGCGCCACAAGGUUCAAAGGGGCCUGGUGGUACCACGGCUGCCAUGACUCCAACCUCAACGGGAAAUACUUGCUGGGAGAACAUCUGUCCUUUGCAGACGGCAUCAACUGGAGAACAGGGAGAGGCCACAAUUACUCUUACAAGCAGGCAGAAAUGAAGUUCAGGCCUACGACAUAG
Thamnophis sirtalis is the source of this 453-nucleotide messenger RNA. Lineage: Eukaryota; Metazoa; Chordata; Lepidosauria; Squamata; Natricidae. The record is from RefSeq and is a predicted model, not a curated record.